AUGUAAAAUAUUGAUAGUAUCAGAAUUAAAUUUCUUAGAAUACUCAUUAAACAUAGAUUCGUUAAAAGAUUACUUGGAAAAUAAAAACUUAAUGAGUAAUCCUAUUUCACUGUUAAUUAAGGAGCUCUUGCCUGUUUCAGAGAAUUAUGUUAAUCAUUAUCAUGUAAUAAUCGCAUCAUGUACUAAAUGUAUCUACUUUAGUGAAGUCAAUCUUUCUGGCUGCAAUAUUAAUGUCUAUUUUGCUAUUGAGCUGGCAAAACUAGUAUAGAAAAAUACAAACAUUGAGGUUUUGCAAUUAGCCAGUUGCAAGCUCAAUUCAUUCUCACUAAGUUGCAUCUUUAAGGCGGUAUUAGUGUAUUGAUCAACUCUAUAGAUGAUAGAUCAUACAGGAUUGGCAUAAUUGAAUUUAUUCAAUAAUCAAUCAUUUACUCCAACUGUUGUACAAGACUUCAUUAAGUAUGUUCUUAAAGGCAAAAAUCCUUUGAUAGAAAUCAAUAUUAGUCAUUGCAAUAUUGAAAAUGCUUAAUUAUCGAUGAUUUUACCAAAUUUAAAAAACCUUAAGUCACUUAAAAGAUUUAAAAUGGGUUUAAUGACUCUAAGUUCUGAAUCAUUGUUAGCACUUUCAUCAGCGAUGUUACAUUAUACAGGUAAGAAAUUUUUAGAUUAUCUUGAUCUAUCAUAUUGUCAAAUAAAAAAUGAUGGACUUAAAUUACUUAAUAAAUCUCUUUAUUUAUCAGUAAUAACAUCUAUAAAUAUAAAAUCAAUAAAUUUAUCAGGAAAUCAUAUUAGUUAAGAUGGUGUAGUACAUUUAGAAUAGAUUCUUCACAAAUUAAACAUAGAAGAAUUGAAUUUAUCAAGAAAUAAAAUCUAAGAAUUUUAGUAUCAAGAUGUUCUUAAAAAGCAGCUUAUUAAAGUUGAUUUAUCUAGUAAUUUACUUGAAGAGAUUCCUAAUAAUUUCUUUUUAAAUGUUUUAUCAAUAAAUCUAUCAAAUAAUCAAAUAAAUACUCAAGGUGCUUAUUAAAUCUCUUAAGUACUUUCUUAUAAAAAAGUCUAAUGGAUGGAUCUAAAUAUAAAUAAUAAUUGUAUCAAGACUCGAGGAUUCAUUUCUCUAAUUUAUGCAUUGAUUGAAAACAAAUCUUUAACAAAUUUAUCAGUUGCAAAAAAUAAAAUAAAUGGAGAAGGAAUUCUUGUUUACAUUUUCAAUCAUGAACAAUUAAACAUAUAAUAUUUAGACUUAUCUCAUAAUUACUUAAGAUAUGAUUUAGUUUAUGCAUUAAUUUCAAUGAUGAAAGAAUGUAAAUUAAAGACAUUAGUAUUAUCAUAAUUAAGAUAAGAUGAAAAUGAAAUUCCUAGUGGUAAGAAUGAAUCAUUUGAGAUUAAAUGUGCUAAUUUGAGAGAACUUGACUUUUCAUGUAAUCCUAAAAUAAUAAUGCCUAUUCUCGAAAGUCUUUCUAAAUAAUAUAAUCGAUUAGAAUACUUAAAUCUCAACAAUUGUUAAUUGAUGAAAAAAUCUGAUAGAGAAGUUAUAAUUAAGAAAUCUGAAACUUAAACAUUAGAUAAAAAGUCAGGAGAAAUUAAUUUUAAGAAAUCAGAUACCUUUACAAUAGAUUUAAAAAAAUCUGGUGAUGCUAAAUGUUUUAUAUUUGAUGAACCAGCUUUUGUUGAAUUAACAGAGAACAAAAAUUUAGAUCAAAAUAAAUAAGUCUUAGAAUGCAUCUAUAAUUUAUUAUCCAAAACUUAUACAUUAUAAACACUUUGUUUAGCUAAUAAUAAUUUAAAUGUCUUAAAUGAUUAAGAAUUAAAACAAUUAGAUAGUUAUUUUGCAACUAAUUUUACUUUAAUGUCUCUUGAUCUAUCUAGUAAUAAAUUAAAAUCAAAAAUAACAUUUUUAGUAAAUGGAUUAAAAAAUUGUGUAUCAUUAAGAUAUUUGAAUAUUAGUAAUAAUCAAAUUGAAGAAGAUGAAGAGGUUAUCAAAAGAUUACCUGAAAUUUUUAAAAAUCCAAGUUUAUAAUAUAUAGAUUUGUCAUUAAAUUCUAUUCAUAGUGCAACUUUUUAAAAUAUGAAAACAAUUCUUUAAACAUAAUAUAAAUAAUUUCCAUAAAUGAAUUUAAGUUAAUUAAAACUAACAGCAGAUGAUCUUGUUAGUAUUAGUGAAAUCAUAAGUGAAUCAUAUUCUAUUAGAAAAUUAGAAUUGUUUGGAAAUUAAUCAAUCGAUUAUUUAAAUAAUGUAUUAGUAUAUGGAGAUGAUGAUAAAGUUAAGUCUCUUUCAAUUAAUAGAUUAAAAUUAAGAGGAGACAUAUUUUAAAAUUUAUUAAGAAUAUUAGAAUAAAAUUUAAAAUGGGUAAGAAUCUUAGAAAUUUCAAAUACAUUAUUAAAAAAUAAAUAAUUAUAUUGUCUUUUAGAAAGAUUAAAAUAAAUGCAUUCAUUAAAAGCAUUAAUAAUGGACAAUUAAUAUUUUGAAAGUGAAAAUGUGGUUACAACUUUAAAAACAGAUUUAUAUAAUUCAUUAAUGAAGUUGAAAACUUUAUCAAUACGAAAAUCAACUCUUUCUGUUGAAUUUUUUGAAUUUAUUUUUAAACUAUUAUCAAAUUCAAAGAAAUUGUAAGAAUUAGAUCUAAGUGGUAAUCAAAGUAAUGAUUAUGGACGUAAAUGCAUAAUCUCGAAAGAAUGUAUUGAAUUGUUAUCAUUAGGACUUUAACAUAAUUAGAAACUAAAAAAUCUUAAUUUAUCUAAAUGUUAAUUAAAUGAUGAAGUAAUGUAGAUAUUCUUAGAUACAUUACCAUUAAAUAACUCAUUACUUUAAUUAGAUAUAAGCGAAUGUAAUUUAACUAAGAUUAGUUUUUUAAGAUUUAAAUAAAACUUUAAUCAGAUUCCAUCAUUAUUAUAAAAAUUAUGUUGUUAAUUAAUGAUUGAAGAGAUUCCAACCAAUCUUGUAAAUAGUUAAUGUCUUUCGAAUUUAUUCUAUCUUGAUAUAUCUAAAAAUAAGUAAAAAAAUAGAAGUAUUGUUAAAUUAGUUUAAUGUUGUUAACCAAAUAAUAUCUUUUAGAAUCUUUUUUUCCUUAAUUUAGAAUAAUGUCAUUUAAAUGAUCAUCAUUGUAAGACUUUAAGCAAAUUAAUUGUAACAAAUUUAAAGGAAUUGGAUUUAAGUUAAAAUUAAAUAGCAUAUUAUGGAUUUAAAGAAUUGUUUGAUCCAAUUUUAGAAGGUAAAUCAAAUCUUAAAGCAUUAAAUUUAUCUAAAAAUAAAAUAACUGAUGAAUAUUUUUGUUAAUUAGAAUAAAAAGAGUUUCAAAUGAAGACUAAUUAUUUAGAAUUACUAUCUCUUGAUGGUAAUUUAUGUCUUGGUCGAGGUUGUAAAGGAUUCAUAAAAUUAUUAUAAAAUAAUCCAAAACUUUAUAUUUUUAAUCAUUGGGUAAACAUAAGUGAUUAAUUAGCUUAUUUAGUCAUAUAAUCAUAUAUUCAGUUUACUCAACAUUAUAAUCUUAAAUGUGGUUAACAUAAUUACAUAUAAUAAUUGAUAAUAAAAGAGACAGAUUUUUCAGAUGACUUUCUAAUGUGGUUUGGCUACAAUUAUUUCUAAUUACCUCAUCUAUAAUAUAUCGAUUUUUCUAGUAAUUCAAGAUUUUGUACAAGUAUGGGAAAGAUGCAUAUGUAUAUAAACAUGAUUAACAAUUAAGUUAAUUAUAAUUUACUUUAAGUGAAAUUUGAUGAGGUAGAACAAUAAACAUUAACUAUGUUUGAUGAUGGAUUAAUUAGAUAUCAUCUAUUAAAAUAAAAAUUUAGAUUUUAAAAUUAUACAAUUAUGUAAAGUAGUUAUGGAAUCAAUGAUCAAAACAUUGAAACUAUUAAAUGGGGUUUUAUUGGCAAAUUCAUAAUACAUAUAAUAAAUAAGCUACUCUAUCUAUUUUAAGGAUCAUUAACUGAAUUUAGAAUGAGUAGCUAAUUAUAGAAACAUCUUAGAAGAAAAAUGAAUAGGAUGAAAAUGUAAUAUAUUAUGGGUAGCUUAAUUGAACCAGUUAUUUUCAUUUUAGCUUUGAUUGUUGCUUUAAUGUUAUCAACUCCAUUAUCAUAGAAGGAUUUGUAAGAUCAUAAUAAUUGUAGAAAUCAAUAUUGUUUUAUUAAUGAUGUUUAAAUAAUUGCUUUUACUUUUUAUAUUAUAAACAUUCUAGUCAUUGUGAUGUUUAGUGUAAAUAAUUUAAUAAUAGCAAUCAAACUAAGAAUUAAUUCAGAACCUGACUUUUAUAUUUUAACAUAUGAAUAAAAAAAAGAACUAAAAAAGAAAUUUCCAGUAAAAAAAGAAUUACUUUUAUUAGUACUUUAAAUUAUUCUAUAAUGCAAAUAUAUAUUUGACAGUUUGAUAAUUUCAUCAAGUUAUCAUAUGUCAUAUUACAUAGAUCAAUAUGGAGAUGAAACCUUUAAAUAACUUAAAAAUAACUUUUUAGCUACUGCAUAUAUGAUGUCCAUAAUGAUUGGCAUUAAAUUUUGUAUUUUUUGUUAUUAAGAUUUCAAAUGUACAAUCCAAUUCUUUCAACAUCCCAAUAAAGAUGCAUCAUUUCUCUUAUCAAAUCUUUGGAUUAAAAAUAUCUAUGAUACAAAUAUUAUUGUUGAGAAUGUAAUUAGCAAUUUCUGUCCUCAAGAAGGCAUUAAGAUAAUGAAUAGUCUUUUCAAUUUAAAAUAGAUUUAUCAACUCACUUAAUUAUUUAUUAUUGAAUUACCCAUAUUCUUUAUAUAUCUAUUCUACUUUAAUAAUUAUCAACUUAUGUUUUCAAAAAUGGGAUAUCAAACAGUUAUUACAGUCACUAUAAUAUUUUAAGUGGUUGGAAUGAUACGUAAUAUUAUUAAAGGACUUUUUAAUGCAUAUUGUGCACUUGUAUCAAGACCACCUAUUGUAAAAUGGUUUGAUAUUAAUGAAUUUCUAUUAUUAAGAAGAUAUCAAUACUUAGGAGAAAAACGAUUAAUAUCUUAAUAUUAAUCUACAUAUAAUAAAAAGUAUACCAAUAAAAAUCGUGAUAAAAAAAAGUAAACCAUCAAUUCGUCAGUAUCAUUAAAAUUAGGAUCCUAAAAAUCUAAAAAUUUUAUUGAAAAAGUAAGAACAUCCAGAUUACCAAGUGAAGAACAUGAAGAUGAAGGUAAAAAACUAUAUUCUAUAUAGUAGAUAUGUUUGUCAAAAAAACACAAAUAACAACAGAUAAUAUGUAUUAAGGAAUAAUUAAUACAAAAAAAAAAUCAGACUGA
Molecule: messenger RNA, 5232 nt
Organism: Paramecium sonneborni
Lineage: Eukaryota; Ciliophora; Oligohymenophorea; Peniculida; Parameciidae
Source: the annotation of a GenBank genome assembly